GAAUGCAAAUUACACAUUGUGAGCUUUGUACAAAGAGGGUGUUAAGAGAAGGGGCUUCAACAAACAUAGCCUAACUAAACAAUGGCAGGGGUUCCGAUGGUGACUUUGAGCAAUGGCCAGUUGAUGCCAGUGAUCGGGAUGGGGACGAUGUCCAUGGUCGGCCCAGAGGCGACAAAACCUGCCGUGGUGGAGGCGGUCAAAGCCGGAUACCGACAUUUUGAUACCGCGUAUUCGUACAAGUCAGAGAAGGCCCUUGGAGAGGGGAUUCGGGAGGCUUUGGAACUUGGACUUAUAGAGUCAAGAGAUGAAGUGUUCAUAACCACUAAGUUAGCCUGUGGUUUUGCUGAUCCCUCCCUUGUUCUUGAUGGAAUUAAGGCCAGUCUAAGGAAUUUGGGAAUGGAAUAUGUUGAUAUGUAUUUGAUUCACAUUCCAUUGAAGUUGAAUCCUGAAGUAAGGAAAGUCCCAGUUGCAAAGGAGGAUAUUUCUGAAAUUGAUCUCGAAGGAGUUUGGGAUCAAAUGGAAUGCUGCCAAAACCUUGGUCUCACCAAAGCUAUUGGUGUCAGUAAUUUCUCUCCCAAAAGGCUUCAACAACUUCUUUCCUUUGCAAAAAUACCCCCACUUCUGAAUCAAGUGGAGAUGAGUCCACUUUGGCAUCAGAAUAAAUUGAGAGAGUUUUGUAAAGCAAAGGACAUUCAUGUAACUGCCUAUUCUCCUCUGGGGGCAGUUGGGACACAUUGGGGACACAACAAAGUUGUGGACUCUGAUGUUAUUACUCAAAUUGCAAAGGCCAAAGGGAAAACAACUGCUCAGAUUGCAUUGAGAUGGGUUUAUGAGCAAGGAGUGAGCAUAGUGGCAAAGAGCUUUGACAAAGAAAGAAUGAGAGAGAACAUCGACAUUUUUGAUUGGUCAUUGAGUGAAGAUGAAUCAGAUAAGAUUGGCCAACUUCCUCAACACAAAGCUGUUGUGUUUGCCAAUGUUUAUGGCCAACAUGAUGUGGUUCUUCAUCUUGAUGCUGAGCUUUGAAUCUCUUUAUUUCUUGCUACUUUGCCUCUUCAUUUACAUACUAUAUAUUAUGCAUUUUUCUUUACCUAAAAUUGUAGAAUGGAAAAAGUUAUAGAAUAGUACAUUAUCUUGUACUGUGUUAUAAACUAAAAUAUGAUCGAAUUACUGUUUCUAUCUUAAGUCAUGUGUUUUUUCCUUUUCA
Messenger RNA from Cucumis sativus (cucumber), 1204 nucleotides. RefSeq names its product D-galacturonate reductase. The transcript has 4 exons. NCBI's taxonomy places the organism in Eukaryota, Viridiplantae, Streptophyta, Magnoliopsida, Cucurbitales, Cucurbitaceae. Bases 82 to 1023 code for a protein of 313 amino acids. Gene Ontology annotation, molecular function: aldose reductase (NADPH) activity. Gene Ontology annotation, cellular component: cytosol. The record is from RefSeq and is a predicted model, not a curated record.